Phyllostomus discolor (pale spear-nosed bat) is the source of this 2445-nucleotide messenger RNA. It is a transcript of the gene KYAT3, whose product is annotated as kynurenine aminotransferase 3. NCBI's taxonomy places the organism in Eukaryota, Metazoa, Chordata, Mammalia, Chiroptera, Phyllostomidae. Gene Ontology annotation, cellular component: mitochondrion; cytoplasm. The transcript is spliced from 14 exons. The record is from RefSeq and is a predicted model, not a curated record. The coding region runs from base 330 to 1697 and encodes 455 amino acids. Gene Ontology annotation, biological process: biosynthetic process. Gene Ontology annotation, molecular function: L-kynurenine:2-oxoglutarate transaminase activity; pyridoxal phosphate binding.
CUCCUCUACCCACCUUGACCAGUUCUCACAGCCCAUCGCGGCCUGAGUACAGACCCCAUAAGGUAUCUAUCCCUUGGCCACAACCAGGUGCACCUUCAUCUCUACCCCUGUACUCCCCACAGCCCUGCACCUUUCACCUCCUCCCUGCCCAUUCCCGUCCAGUUCCAUCCAGUCCGCGAUCCCAGCCGCCUUCAGCCAAUCCGCAAUCGUACUCCUUUCACCCGCGUCAUCACCGCCCAGGCUUCGCCCCCACCAACGAAUCCCGCCCCACCAGGCCCUGGAUCCCUGGCAGGACUAGCUCUUGAAGCAGAGUUGUCUCGCGAAGAAGCAUGUUUUGGGCCCAGAGGAGACUCUGCUCCCUUGGCAGUAGAGCUAAAUUCCUGAAGAUGAUUUAUUCUCCAAAAAUCUUCAGACUCUCCACUUCUGCUAGAAUGUCUUUGAAAUUUAAAAAUGCCAAACGAAUAGAAGGCCUUGACAGUAAUGUGUGGAUUGAAUUUACCAAGUUGGCCGCAGACCCCUCUGUUGUGAAUCUUGGCCAAGGCCUUCCAGACAUCUCCCCACCUGAGUAUGUGAAGGAAGAAUUAUCAAAGGUUGCAGCUAUGGAUAGCCUGAAUCAGUAUACACGGGGCUUUGGUCAUCCAUCACUUGUGAAAGCUCUGUCUUGCUUGUAUGAAAAGCUUUAUGAAAAUCAGAUCGAUCCGAGUAAAGAAAUCCUUGUGACAGUAGGAGCCUAUGGGUCUCUUUUCAAUGCCAUUCAAGGGUUAAUCGAUGAGGGGGAUGAAGUCAUAGUGAUAGAACCUUUCUAUGACUGCUAUGAGCCCAUGGUGAGAAUGGCCGGAGGAACACCUGUUUUUAUUUCUUUAAGAUCUAAACGUGUUGAUGGGAAAAAGUGGUCCAGUUCUGACUGGACAUUGGAUCCUGAAGAACUGGCCAGUAAAUUUAAUUCCAAAACCAAAGCUAUUAUACUAAAUUCUCCACAUAACCCCUUUGGCAAAGUGUACACCAAAGAGGAACUCCAAGUAAUUGCCGACCUUUGCAUCAAAUAUGACACGCUCUGCAUCAGUGAUGAGGUUUAUGAAUGGCUUGUGUAUACUGGAAAUAAGCAUUUAAAAAUAGCCACUUUUCCAGGUAUGUGGGAGAGAACAAUAACCAUAGGAAGUGCUGGGAAGACUUUCAGUGUGACUGGCUGGAAGCUUGGCUGGUCCAUUGGUCCUAAUCACUUAAUAAAACACUUACAGACAGUUCAACAAAACAGCAUUUAUACCUGUGCAACUCCUUUACAGGAAGCCUUGGCUCGAGCAUUUUGGAUUGAUAUCAAGCGUUUGAGUGACCCAGAGUGUUACUUUAAUUCGUUGCCAAAGGAGUUAGAAGUAAAAAGAGAUCGGAUGGUACAGUUACUUGAAAGCGUUGGCCUGAAACCCAUAGUUCCUGAUGGGGGCUACUUCAUCAUUGCUGAUGUGUCUUUGCUAGAUGCAGAUCUCUCUGAUAUGAAGAACAGCAAUGAACCUUAUGACUAUAAAUUUGUGAAAUGGAUGACUAAAAAUAAGAAACUCUCAGCCAUCCCAGUUUCAGCAUUCUGUAACAAAGAGACCAAAUUACAGUUCGAGAAGUUUGUGCGAUUUUGCUUCAUUAAAAAAGACAGUACACUGGAUGCUGCUGAAGAAAUCAUCAAGGCAUGGAGUAGACAGACGUCUUGAUAAAUGCAAACUUCUUUAAUGUUUCUGUUAAAUGACCUAGUAUGGUAUGGGUAUUAGUACUGCCACUCACUGAAUUGUGCAAAACAAAUAUUUCAGUACAAAUGAAAUUUAAAGAAAUAUUUCCAUUGAUUUUCUGAAUAGGUUAAUCCCUAACAAUAUUCCGGAGAUUUGGAUUUUUUUUCAGUUGAACUCUAUUAAGAUACCUCCCACUAGUAUUUUAUGAGAAUCAAUAUAGCAUUGGGAUAAGAACUAUGAGAUGAUGGUUUAUGCCUAACCUCUCUGUGCUUCAGUUUCCUCAUCGUAAAAGGGGAAUAAAAAAUAGCACCUACUUUAUAUGAAGUCUGUGAGUUGUGUGUAAGAAUGAAAUGGACUGAAUGAUGGAAAGCCUGGCAAACAUACCCUCAACUAAUACUAGCCAAUUUUACUUCUUUACCACCUGUAAAAACUCUUCACCAGGUACAUCCCCUUGACUCCAUAUUUUGGCUUUAUCUACCCAUUCACAGUUCCUUCCUUCAUUUACUAAUGACUAAUUUGGCUCACAGUUUGGCCUCUAUGCCAAGUACUGCCAUUACCUGGGAUGGCUCCAAGGUCCACGCGGAUUACCGAGGCUUUUGGUACUUUGAACUCCUCAUCUCUGGUGACGGUCACCUCCACCUCAGCCGCCCACUGCCUUGGCUACACCCUGAACCUUGCAUCAUCCUAGGCUGUUCCACUGUGGCGAUAAUAAAUUAAUCAUCUCACACUGUAA